Messenger RNA from Exophiala dermatitidis NIH/UT8656, 2056 nucleotides. RefSeq names its product dolichyl-diphosphooligosaccharide-protein glycosyltransferase. The transcript is spliced from 2 exons. Bases 119 to 1678 code for a protein of 519 amino acids. The record is from RefSeq and is a predicted model, not a curated record. NCBI's taxonomy places the organism in Eukaryota, Fungi, Ascomycota, Eurotiomycetes, Chaetothyriales, Herpotrichiellaceae. Gene Ontology annotation, cellular component: membrane; oligosaccharyltransferase complex.
GACGACGCAGCCUCAGGUCAGUCGUUCUCCACGCUGGCCUGAAUGAUCGCAUUCCGUUCCGCAUUGAAGGCGUUGCUACACUAUUGACCUCUGCUCCCGCCCGACGCAAGGCACGAGGAUGCGAUUCUCGUCGGUGGUGAGCACGGUCUUCGGGCUGUGCAUUGGGACAUCAUUGGCUUCAACGCAACAAUCCAACCUGACUACACCACAACUGACGCAGAGGAUAUUAACCGGCGACUUCAAGCCCGCGCCCGUCUUCGAAAACACCAACGUCGUCCGCACCAUCAACCUUGAGAAAGGUUAUGUCAGAGAGACAACCAACGUCGUCAUCACAAACACCGACAACCAGGCUCAGACGGAGUACUAUAUCCCCUUUGAAUAUGACGUGGUAGGCAGGAUUGGCGGCUUCGACGCCCGGGACAAGAAGCAUGCUGAGAGGGGGCCGUUGGAUGUGACUGUGGCUGCUCUGGCCAAUGUGCUUGAGGAUGCGCAGGGCGGCUUUUCACCAAAGUCGACGCAAUAUUACAUUGUCCACCUCGCUGAACCGCUACCGCCAAAAGGCACCGUCACACUCUCCAUCUCGUACCACAUUCUCGGAGCUCUACGACCGCUCCCAGCAACCAUCAAACAAGAGGAAAAGCAGUAUCUGACCUACAACUUUUCCGCCUACAUCCCGUCGGUGUAUCCGACCAUCAAACAAAAGACCAAGGUCAAGUUCCCAUCAGCAGAUAUUCCUGAAUACACCACGAUAGAAGGCUUGACCACCUCGAAUACCGUGGAUCCCGAGAAACAAGGAUCCACAUUAACCUACGGACCGUACGAGACUGCCAAAGUGCCCCAGGGCACAAUAUAUCCAGUGACGGUACGCUAUGAAUUCAACAAGCCAGUUCUAGUAUGCAGUGUGCUCGAACGAGAUGUCGAGGUCUCACACUGGGGCGGAAACCUUGCAACCGAAGAACGAUACUGGCUACGCCACGACGGAGCCAAGCUGGCGAACCAAUUCUCGCGACUGGCAUGGAGCACGCAAAACUUCUACAUCAACGCGGGACAAAUGACGACCUCUGCGCUGCGCGAGCUCAAAGUUCCCCUGAAACCAGGCAGCGUCGACGCAUAUUUCACCGACGAGAUUGGCAACGUGUCGACCUCGCGGUUCCGACCAAACGCUGUGCGUGAAGCCAGUCUAGAACUCCGCCCCCGCUACCCUCUCUUCGGAGGCUGGAACUACAGCUUCCGCAUUGGCUGGAACAACGACCUUUCUUCGUCCGUGCGGAAACUCCAGACCCCGCCGGACACGUAUAUCCUGUCCGUGCCGCUGGUCCAGGGACCAAAAACCCCAGAGGGCAUUCAGUACGAGAAGCUGGUUUUCCGUGUCAUUCUGCCCGAAGGCGCCAGAAACGUCAAGUACCAGACGCACGGCGGUACUGGCGUUCCAGUCCUCCAUGCCGAGCAUGGUCUGCACAAGACGUUCAUGGAUACCCUGGGCCGCACGGAACUGGUGCUCACUGCCACCAAUGUCGUCGACGAAGCUAGAGACGUGACUGUACUUGUCACCUACGAGUAUUCGUUGCUUGCUGCCCUGAGGAAACCGCUCACUGUCUUUAUUGGUGUUGCCGUCGUGUUUGUGCUGGCGUAUCUGGUUGGAAGUGUUGAUACGAGUAUUGGGAAAAAGAAGAGAUAGAGAAAGAGCAAAAAAGCCAUUUUAUAUAAAAGUGAGGGAAUAGCAACUGCUUUGCUUUGCGUUGCAUUGACCUUUAGCAAAAUGUGUAUGAAGUGUCCAAUGUGAAUACCUAUAGAGUGGUGUACUUUGCGAGAAGGAAAGCUGCAACGACCUGCUGAGGCUAGUUUGUAUUUCGUACACUGUGUAAGGUUCAGAGUCUAAAUUCUUGUAGAUAAGGUAGACAGAAUGCACUGAACCCUCUCAUCUUCUCCGUGCAGAAGGAAGAAAGGCGCGAGCGAGAAAAAGAGGAUCAAGAUUAGAUAGCUAAGGCACUGUCAGGCACCAAAUGCCACUGUAUAUAUAUCCAAACGAUUUUCCCUUGUGGAGUUUAUCAACCCG